AUGGUUGGCAUUGAAGGCCAAAACGAAGAGUUGGACGCUAUUAGUACAAUAACCACAUUCAUUCAUACGGACGAGUCUGACAAAGGGGUGCCAGAAUGCACCCUGGAACUCUUUUCCCUUCCAGACGACGCAGCUCAUGAAUGGGUACCGACCAGACCAAUCAACACCUCUCCCGGGAGUGACCAAAACCUGCAUGUUAUCAAAGGCUGGUUGGACGAGUGUGACCAAAACCAUCCAUUCUGCCAGCGGACCGGCAGCAAACCCGUGCCGAUACCAACAAGGCUACUUGAAAUUGUUGAUGAAGAAACCGUAUGCCUCGUUAACGCUGUUGGAGAUAGUACACGGUACAUUGCUUUGAGCUAUUGCUGGGGCCCUACUUCGCAGAAUAAUUGCCCGACGACACAAGACAAUCUGUCAAGUAGAUCAUAUGGAAGGGAGGGGAUACUACGUGAUAGCCUCCCCGCCGCCAUUAGAGAUGCCGUAUAUAUUGUCGAGAAGCUCGGCAUCAAGUACAUUUGGGUUGACGCCUUGUGUAUUGUUCAAGACUCACAAGAGGAUAAGAGUCGGGAGUCGGCAAGGAUGGGCCAAUAUUACGGUGGUGCUUUCUUGACAGUUAUAGCAAACACCUAUCACUGCAAUCAGGGGUUUAUUGGCGAAAUCGGUCGUUGCAAAAAACACCCUGAUUCUCCAGUUCCUAGAGACCUCGUUCCAUUCAACGGGAUUUUCUGGUCGGAUCAUGAUACAAUGGGCCGAUUUGGAACGAUACUCCUUCGCGACGAGAACCCAUACCUCCUGUCAAAGGAACCAAUCUCUAAGAGAGGAUGGACGUUUCAGGAACGUCUACUCUCAAACCGCGUCCUCUCUUUCGGCAGUCGUGUGAUGUGGUCGUGCCUUGGCCAAACAGCCACUGAUGGCGGGAUCCAAGAUUGGUCUUUCGACGAACAUGACCCGGAUGGCACGAUUCGAGAAUUUCAAAAUGAAUCAGCCAAGCUUGAAAAGCGAAGCAAACCCGAACCAGGCAGCUCCAAGGCAGAAAAGGAUGGAAGAGCUGGGAAAUACAGUCUCUGGCAUAAAAUAGUGGGCAAUUACUCGAAACGGGCCAUCACGUACUCUGAAGACAAGUUUCCAGCCAUUGCAGCAGUGGCAGAACAGUUCUCAAGAAUAAGCGGUGAUGAGUAUAUCGCUGGGCUCUGGCGACGGAAUCUUGAAACGGAUCUGCUAUGGACUACACCAUCACCGGGGACUAAGCGCCCUGAGAAGUGGCGAGCACCGUCAUGGUCAUGGGCGUCGGUGGACGACCCGAUUCUCUACACGAAUCUUUCCGGGGAUGACGCGAGUCUGAUGGCUGAGAUCAAAAAGAUAAACGUGUCCCACAAACCUCCCAUUGUGCCUUUUGGAGAGAUCAGCUCGGCAACACUCGAGAUCGAGGCCCCCUGCAUUGAUUCAAACGCUAGCGAUGUAGCCAAAAUGAUUGAGCCCUGCUUUCCAACCAUAGGCGUAGAAAACGAGCGAAAUAUGGUACUCAACUUUUUGAGUGGAACGGGGAAAUACGGAGAGGAGCAGAAGGUAGACUUACCGAAAGAGGUCGCCUUACUUCUAUUGGUCGUGGGAGCGGAUACGCUCUUGUCAGUGAAUAAGGUCGUGAGGAUCGUGUAG
This is a messenger RNA of Clonostachys rhizophaga, 1656 nucleotides long. Lineage: Eukaryota; Fungi; Ascomycota; Sordariomycetes; Hypocreales; Bionectriaceae. The record is from the annotation of a GenBank genome assembly.